AUGAUAGCACAAACGCAAAUAAUCUAUAUGAAAAAAUGGGGGGAAAAAAAAAUCACAAUAAGAUGGUUAAUCAUCUCCCCCUCUGUUGCCAGGUCUCCAGAAGUCCUGUUGGCUGCACCAUUCACAGAAGCCAUAGACAUCUGGUCAGUGGGCUGCAUCGCUGCAUUUUUAUACACAGGCGCACUUCUCUACCCUGGAAAAAGUGAAUACGACAUGCUCAGGUACAUAGUGGAGACUCAAGGUCAGCCUCCAGAUAAUGUUCUCGAAGCUGGACUGCAGACCAACCGCUUCUUCCAGAUGGAGCGCAAUUUCAGCUGGAAGCUCAAGACACCAGAACAAUACCAGAAAGAGACCACAUCAGUACCCAAAGAGACCAGACGAUUUAAAUUCCGCUCUCUUGAUCGCCUUCUUCAUUUCCAGCCAGGAAUCUUGAACACCAGGCACAUUGCCAAUAAAGCGGCCAAGACAUCCGACGUGCAGAAGUUUGUGGAGCUGCUGAAGGGAACGCUGCACCUUGACGCCACGCAGCGGAUGACGCCUUGCCAGGUUCUGGAGCACGACUUUAGCACCAUGAGCCACCUGGAGCCGCUUCACGACAGCAGCUCCCACGUGCAGUCAUGCUUUCACAUGAUGUCCACGUGCUCCAACAAGACCACGCUACAGUCGCUCUGCAGGAAAGGAUUCGACCCGUUGGCUCUAAGCGAGCCGCACGAUGACGAGCCAUGCUGCAGCCCCACGUCACCGGAAGUGUACGAAAUCAUGGCCCAAGAUGAACGAUCGGACCCAAGUUGACAUACGGGGUCUGGGAUAGACACAUCGUCCGCUUGAUGAGAUGGAGGAACGUUGUGCUUUCUCUUUAUCCCUACAAACUCAACCCAGUGAACAAUGUUGGGCCUUCGCUAACCUGUACAGUGUUUACACUUGACAGUCAUGGCGGCCAUCAACUCUAAGUAUCGCGCUCCACUGAUUGAGCGAGCCCGGGCAUCAUUUCCUGAAACUGAUGAUAAAAUGCUCAACGUUCCUUACAUGCCAAAGACUUUGUCUGAGCACUGGAUGAAGAGAUCACAUGUGCUGAAACCUGUACAUAAAUCUAACUUGUCCAUCUUUUUCUACUUCAUGGUUUGUGAAUGAUGUCAGAACAAGACAGCCAUUGUCGUUAUAGUUCUCGGAGCGUGUACGGUUAUAUUGACGCACUAAUGAUUGGUGAAAAUAAUUCUCGUAUAAUUGUUUACUGUUAUACUUUGUCAAACAAAAUGAGUACUUGGGAAGACGGCAUCUUAACGCAGUGCAUGUCUCAGACGGUUUAUCACGGCUAAUACAAAGUAAACGUUAGGCGCCCUCUAGCCCGUCAGUAAGUGCACUCUGCCCAUCUGAUAGCUAAUAACGGAGCCAUUAAAUGGACCGAUAACGUUCGCAGCUGUGUCCUUGUCUGCAUUGUGCCUCACCUCGCCAUCUUUCCCGCCUCACCUCAGCCACCCAUCCCCGCCGCCUAGCCCUUUAAUCCCCCAAUAAAAACCUUAUUUGGCGUCUGCCCUCGGCUCUAGGAAACGGAACAAUCCCCCAAACAGGUUUCUUGAUGAAUGUAGUGUUUCAUCACUUUGGUGCCCAUGCUCCUGAUUUGUGUGCGAGGGGACGUGCCGGUGUCGGCGCACCGGGGGCUUAACAGAUGACUAGUCCAUGCCUGGGAGCUGCUUAGUGCACGGCGCACAUGGGACGAGCUGGCUGCGUUGCAAUGCGACAGCU
This is a messenger RNA of Syngnathus acus (greater pipefish), 1743 nucleotides long. Its product is annotated as homeodomain-interacting protein kinase 1-like. The transcript is spliced from 5 exons. NCBI's taxonomy places the organism in Eukaryota, Metazoa, Chordata, Actinopteri, Syngnathiformes, Syngnathidae. Gene Ontology annotation, cellular component: nucleus; cytoplasm. The record is from RefSeq and is a predicted model, not a curated record. Gene Ontology annotation, molecular function: ATP binding; protein tyrosine kinase activity; protein serine/threonine kinase activity. Gene Ontology annotation, biological process: peptidyl-serine phosphorylation; peptidyl-threonine phosphorylation. Bases 1 to 792 code for a protein of 263 amino acids.